Molecule: messenger RNA, 3843 nt
Organism: Armigeres subalbatus
Lineage: Eukaryota; Metazoa; Arthropoda; Insecta; Diptera; Culicidae
Gene: AdamTS-B
Product: A disintegrin and metalloproteinase with thrombospondin motifs 7
Exons: 13
Coding region: 878-3817 (979 amino acids)
Biological process (GO): proteolysis; extracellular matrix organization
Cellular component (GO): extracellular matrix
Molecular function (GO): metalloendopeptidase activity
Source: RefSeq, a predicted model, not a curated record
UCAGUUUACCGGAGCGAGUGAAUCGAUUCGGACGCGGUUUAUCCCGAUCGUUGUGAUUUCACAGUGUAGAAGCGUUGGGCAUUUCAACCGGUUGAAAUCCGUUUCAAAUUUCUCUCGGUUUGCAAUCCAGAAGGUUGCUCGCGUCAGAGCACAAGUGCACCCACAGGAAUUCAGCGAAGAUGAGUGGAUCGAUCGAUAAUGGAUAGCGAGAUGAUCCGGUGUGCGGUUUCCGGUCCAUGUUAAAUGGCCCGGCUGUGGGAGAAUCGGUAGUUCAGAAGCAUUUUGCGACGCGACGUGUGCGUCAGUCAUUAAAGUGAUUGGUCAACUCCCUCACCGGGGUGCGUACUCUAAUCCAGUUCGGAGUUUUUUUUUUCAUUUUCGAAGGACGGGAAGUGGGUGUUCAAGUGUGCUAAAAUAAGAGAAUAAAAAGUUAUAGCUAACCACCAAACUAGCAUAAGUUGGUGUUCAGUGUCCAAGUAACAGAAGCAUAAAAACGUAGAAAAACGAAUCCAGAUCCAAAACGAUACAGUUUAGUGAGUCAGCACGAUUCAAAAAGCUGAAGUGCGAGUUUGAUCUUAGAAGGUAAAUAGCAAAUAGCAUGGUUCAACACGAUCAAAGAGCAAAUUUUAUUCAACGCAGCAUGAUGAGAAGUGAAUUUAGAAAGAGUUGAACAAAAAGUGUAGAUGGUUUAUUCGUUGCGAAAAAUGUGAUAAUUCUCUGUGGAAUAAUACAAAUAUAUCAGUUUUUUGUGAAACAGUUUAGAGGUGGCCAAACAAAAUGAAAGGCGCCAGAGAUGUUGUAGCAAAAGUUAUCAGAUGAUCGUUAAUUGGAAAAUAGAAGAACUUUCUCGAGCACUUUUUAUAGAAAAGGCGUAAACAUGUAUACCAGCAGCGGUGCUGUAGUGCGAUUCAGCGUUGUUCUUUGGAUUACGGUCACAAUUCAAGUGUUGCGCGGUGCGCAAACAGACUCCAAGCACCAAGGUUUAUUCACACAUCAUCUGGCGAAUGCACUGCUUGUGGUUCCGCGGAAGGUUAACAUUCGAGGAGAGCUAAUCUCGCACCAGUUAACACAUCAUCACCAUCAUCAUCAUAAUCAUCGGAAUGAUGAUUAUCAAUCACAACAAUUUGAUGGAAGCGACGCGAAAGAACCUCAUCGUCGGAUACGGCGAAGUGUUGCUGGUGAAGGCGAUGAAAAAGUACACUAUCAUAUCGAUGUUGAGGAUCAGACGUUGCACUUGGAACUAGAGCCUUCGACGGGAUCAUUCGUAGCGCCAUUAAUGGUAGUGGAGCGCCACCGACGAGAUCUACGCACCCGAUCACGUCCCAAGAAGCACGUCAACAGCUGUCACUACCAAGGACACAUCCGAGGUCAUGAGCAGUCCCGAGUGGCCCUGUCCGCUUGCCACGGAUUGACUGGCUUUUUGCGGACUAACAAGACGGAAUAUUUCAUAGAACCGUCGAACAACCAUUCACCUUCCGAUAAGUAUGGUUUUCCUCAUGUCCUCUUCAAGCGAGCUGAUGUUAAGGAAAUAAGGGAUAUUCGCUCAAAGUCAGCCAAGAAAAAGAAGAAGAAACGAAAGCGCCGGCAUGCAAGCAAUUGCGGCACCAAGGAGCCCCGUCGAGUAACCGAAACUCGCCUGGAAUGGCAACACCAGGGAAAGGUUAUCGUGCAGGGUGGACGGAAAAGCCGCGAUUUUCCGGCGACGGUGGCUUUGAGUUCCGAUGUUGGUCCUGCUUCCGGGUCCAAGCGACGCAUCAAGCGAUCGAUCAGCACUCCUCGCCAUGUGGAAGCCCUGGUCGUGGCCGACCAUUCGAUGGCACAGUUUCACCAGGACGCCGAUCUACAGCAGUAUCUGCUGACGAUCAUGAACAUGGUUUCGUCACUCUACCGCGAUCCCACCAUCGGCAACUCGGUCCAGGUGACCGUGGUUCGAAUUAUCAUACUCGAAGAGGAGGAAUCGCACGCAGAUUUCAAUGUGACGCACAUAGCGGCCAAUACGUUGGAGAAUUUCUGCCGGUGGCAGCGAAGCUUAAAUCCCAAAGACGAGAAUGAUCCACACCAUCAUGAUGUAGCAAUUUUAGUCACGAGAAAGAAUAUUUGUUCGACUCAUGGAUGUUCUACCCUGGGUGUCGCCAACGUGGGCGGCAUGUGCCGUCCGGACAAGUCAUGCAGCGUCAACGAGGACAACGGGAUCACCCUGGCGCAUACGAUUUCCCACGAGCUCGGCCACAAUUUUGGAAUGUAUCACGACACGGCGAAGACAGGCUGCGAUCACCGGAUAGGACCCAUCUUGCAUAUAAUGACACCCAGCUUCGAGGCGGACACCAUGCAGGUGUCCUGGUCCAACUGCAGCCGACGGGAUAUUACACAUUUCUUGGAUCUCGGCCUUGGCAAAUGCCUCGAAGAUCCUCCGAGUGAGCAGGAAACGUACAGCUACCCAGACCUUCCACCGGGUGCCAUGUACAAUGCUGACUUUCAGUGCCGCCUGCAGUUCAAUUCAACGGACGAAGAAAUGACGGUUUGCUCCAAGCUGGAUGAAAUCUGCGUUCAGCUGUGGUGCCUGGUGGACGAGGUCUGCAUGACCAUGAUGCGACCCGCCGCUCCCGGAACCCACUGUGGUAAGCGGAAGUGGUGCCAAAAUCAGCAGUGCGUAGACGUCGAAGAUCCUCCGCCACCAGUCGACGGAGGCUGGGGCGAGUGGAAUGCGUGGAGUGAGUGCUCUCGAGACUGUGGCGGUGGAGUCGCCAAACAGACACGCGAGUGCGACCACCCGUCACCGGCGAAUGGUGGGCUGUUUUGCACAGGAGAACGUGCUCGGUAUAAGACUUGCAGCACCGAUCCUUGCCCAAAGGAGAUCCCAUCAUUCCGAGCACAGCAGUGCUCAGAACAUGAUAACGACACGGUAAAAGGCGAAAAGUACACGUGGCUACCGUACUUUGAUAGAAAUGAACCAUGUGAACUGUACUGUACAAAUUCGGAGGACACCAUAAUCGUUCCGUUCGGUGAUACGGCAGCCGAUGGAACACCCUGCAAUCUGGGAACCAACGAUAUGUGUAUUGCCGGCAUCUGUCGAAAGGUGGGUUGCGAUUGGGUCGUCGAUUCCAACACCACCGAAGAUCAGUGUGGCGUUUGCGGUGGCAACGGGGACAGCUGCACGGUUAUUCGGGGAAACUUCACCAAAAAGGUCAACAUGAGCGAAGGUUAUUACGACGUGUUACAAAUACCAGCCGGAGCCAGAAAUAUCCUGGUGGAAGAGGUAAACCCGUCGAAGAACUUUAUCGGGGUGGGACGAGUCAAUGGGAAGGAUUACUAUUUGAAUGGCAAUAGAUUCAUCCAAAUACCAGGCGAGUACGAAAUGGCUGGCAGUCUUGGACUGUAUGAACGAGAAGAUGAACAGGAACGAGUCAAGAUUCCGGGACCGAUCACUGAUGAUAUUACCAUAUCGGUUAUUAUGAAGAAGAAAAACAACCAUGCAGGCAUCCGUUACGAGUACACGCUUUCAUCCAACGCUACCAUUAGUCAUUCGCCAUAUUACUGGAAGCUAACCGAUUGGAACCUUUGUUCGGUAACCUGUGGUGGUGGUAAGCAGCAUCGAGAGGUGAUAUGCUACCAGCGCGGAGAAGGCAUCGUCGAUGAUAGUUUCUGCGAGCAGAAUGCGCAUAACAAACGUCACGAGCGGUUGGCACGCGAUUGCAAUGAAGAUCCCUGCCCUGCCAAUUGGUGGGUCGGUCCAUGGCAACUGUGUUCAGUAACGUGCCGUAAGCCGGGAACCUGGAGCUGUGCGGAAGCGUUAUAUUAUGCAUUGAUUCCAGUAUGAACGCUCUGCCUGAUGGCCGGUGCGAG